This is a messenger RNA of Malassezia sympodialis ATCC 42132, 1188 nucleotides long. RefSeq names its product CDC2/CDK family serine/threonine-protein kinase. Lineage: Eukaryota; Fungi; Basidiomycota; Malasseziomycetes; Malasseziales; Malasseziaceae. Gene Ontology annotation, molecular function: cyclin binding; RNA polymerase II CTD heptapeptide repeat kinase activity; ATP binding. Gene Ontology annotation, cellular component: nucleus; cyclin/CDK positive transcription elongation factor complex. The record is from RefSeq and is a predicted model, not a curated record. Gene Ontology annotation, biological process: protein phosphorylation; positive regulation of transcription elongation by RNA polymerase II.
AUGCCGCCAGGUCCACCGCCUGGACCUCCGCCUGGACCCCCGCCUGGACCCCCGCCAAGGCCCCCGCCAUCGGGCCCGCCCCCGUCGGUGCGCGCUGCAUCCGAGGCGCGGACGGUAGCCACGCCUGAGCAGAACCCUGUUCCAGUGGUACAAGAUGUGGCGCCCCGUGUGCAGGUCGAUGAGGCGUACGAGAUUGUGGCGCAGGUGGGCGAGGGCACAUAUGGGCAAGUUUACAAGGCAAGUGCUGAGCGAAGUGGCGCCCUGGUGGCGCUAAAAAAGAUCCGUAUGGAGACUGCGCGCGAGGGCUUCCCUGUGACGUCCAUGCGGGAAAUGAAGCUGCUUCAACUGCUGCGGCACGAGAAUGUGAUCCGCUUGCACGAGACAAUGACGAGCCGCACGGGCUCGGUGUAUAUGGUGUUUGAGUACAUGGAGCACGAUCUUAAUGGUAUUCUUGUGCACCCCCAAGUGCGGUUCACCGAUGCGCACCGGAAGUCACUUGUGGCGCACCUGCUGCGUGGUCUCGAGUACCUGCACCAACGCUCAGUCUUGCAUCGUGACUUGAAAGGCUCGAAUCUGCUGCUCAACAACGAUGGCAUACUGAAGCUGGCCGACUUCGGCCUGGCACGCACCUACGCAAAGCGGCAAGCGGGCGACUAUACCAACCGGGUAGUCACGCUGUGGUACCGUCCACCGGAGCUCCUGCUCGGCGCCACGCAGUAUGGCCCUGAGGUGGACGUGUGGGGCGCCGGCUGCCUUUUUGUGGAGCUGUUCACGCGCCAGGCGCUCUUCCAGGGCCGCGACGAGAUCCACCAGCUACACGAAAUCACCCGCGUCCUGGGCCCACUGACGCCGCAGGUGUGGCCGGAUGUGAUGGCGCUGCCAUGGUACGACCUUAUGCGCCUAGAGAAAGAGCAGAGUGAGACGCCGCUGCUGCGCGAGGAUGGCGCAACCGAUACCCCCGACGCAUUCGCGGCGCAGCUGCCGCAGAGCGCGCAUGCGCUGGUGCGUGGCCUGCUCGCGUACGACCCGCGGCAGCGAUGGAGCGCGACGCAGGCAUUAUCUGAUUCCUAUUUUACAGAGGCGCCCCCCGAGGAGCGGCCGGCCAGCGUACUCGCGAGCCUCGACGGCGAGUGGCACGAAAUGCAAUCGAAGCGUGCGCUGCGCCGCGCUAGAGCGGGCGCCACGUAG